This is a messenger RNA of Boeremia exigua, 504 nucleotides long. RefSeq lists its product as uncharacterized. The transcript has a single exon. The record is from RefSeq and is a predicted model, not a curated record. The coding region runs from base 1 to 504 and encodes 167 amino acids. Lineage: Eukaryota; Fungi; Ascomycota; Dothideomycetes; Pleosporales; Didymellaceae.
AUGAUCGUGCAGGAAGGCGAGCAGCGGGCAGCCAAGGACAAGCAGGCGGAGGUGGAACAGCAGUUGGUGCGAGCGUACGUGGAAGGCAUAGACGAGACAGCAACGUGCAGGCGGGUGGUGUUAGACGGGUAUUUGGACAGGCAAGAGAAAGAGCGGGUAGUGUGCGAAGAGGGAGAGGAGAAGUGCGACGUGUGCAGAGGAGCAGACGGCGAGGAAGAAGACGCGGAAGAGAUGGUGGACGAAGAGAGCGAGGGGGACGAGGGAGGCAGCAGCAACGCAGAGGGUACGGACACGGUUGAGGCAGAGCGAGAGGAGGCACAGCGGUUGUUUAAGCAGCAGCAGCAAGCACAACGCGGCCCGCGACAGACGUUGAUACAGCAGCGGCAGCAAGAGUUUGCCGACGUGGAGUGGUUGCGCAGGCAGUUGGCGUGGUGGACGAAGCGGUGUGGCAUAUGCGAGGUAGCGGGCGAUGGACAGAGCAAGCACGACGUGCGGCGGUGUUAG